CUUUGAUCGGUGCUGUGGAUUCUGCGCAAUUCGAGUUGAAAAUGGUUGCGAGCGACGACGGCAGCUUGGAGCAGUUCACGCUCCUGGCCAAGACAGCGCGCGGACGGGCGUGCGUAGCAUUGGUCCAACAGGUUCUAAGCAACAAGAAGCUGUUUGUGUUCGGAGAACUGCUCGAUAUGCCGAAUGUCAAGGCUUUGGCCGAGAGCGACCAGGCCGACCAGCAAGGGCAUGCCCGUUUAUUGGCCAUCUUUGCACACGGUCGGUACCUCGACUACGUCCGACAGAAGCAGGAAGCGACUUUCCACAUUCCCGACUUGAACGCAGCCCAAGCACUGAAGCUGCGCAAGUUGACGGUGGUCUCACUGUGUCAAGAACAUAAGUCCGUGCCGUAUCGCAUCCUGAUGGGGGAGUUGCAGAUCGGUAGCGUUCGUGAAGUGGAAGACAUCGUUAUUGACACGAUCUACUCGGGACUAGUCGAAGGCCAGCUCGACGAAAAGAACGAAGUGUUCGAAUCAAGCUACUCUGUCGGCCGCGACGUUCAGCUUUCGGACAUCGACGACAUGAUUCAUCGACUCACGCAAUGGCAAAACGAUGCAAAGCAAAUGUGCAACCGCAUAGAUGAAGUGUUGAGCCACGCAGCGGCGGUGGAAGACGAGAAGGCUCAGCUAGACGCGUCCGUGAAGAAAGCAGUCGCGGCGACACGUCAACAACAGAUCAAAGAUCGCCAUCUCGCUACUGACGUCGACCCUGAGCUCAUCUAUGGCGACAUUUCAAGCGGCGCGUAUCGUCCGAUUUCUGGCCCCAGUGGAAAGCGCCGCAUGGGCCCGACAGCAACGCGCAAGGUGCCGCGCAACUAACUGGUAAUGACAUGUGCGAUUUUGAAAAUCUCACGUCGUUACGAUGAACUGUCAAAUACUUGGAUGACCACUUUGUGCACUACCUGCACUCGGCUACACAAAGAGCAAUAUAUUUUUGUUCAUUAGUUAUUAAGUGUUGUGGAUGGGUCGUCCAUAUUCAUAAAUAUAUCGUCAUGGGUGUGUGUUUCAA
Messenger RNA from Aphanomyces invadans, 1047 nucleotides. RefSeq lists its product as hypothetical. The transcript is spliced from 5 exons. Gene Ontology annotation, cellular component: COP9 signalosome. Bases 42 to 857 code for a protein of 271 amino acids. The record is from RefSeq and is a predicted model, not a curated record. Lineage: Eukaryota; Oomycota; Saprolegniomycetes; Saprolegniales; Verrucalvaceae.